Molecule: messenger RNA, 1467 nt
Organism: Pseudocercospora fijiensis CIRAD86
Lineage: Eukaryota; Fungi; Ascomycota; Dothideomycetes; Mycosphaerellales; Mycosphaerellaceae
Exons: 1
Source: RefSeq, a predicted model, not a curated record
AUGGCGCCCUCACGAGAACCAAAUCUACUCCGCCCAUACUACAUUCCGCCAUCCGUUGGACCAUCGCCCUCACUAUCUACGGCCCAAGGAGCAACACGAACGAGCGCCACGAAUGCUUCAAUCCGGCAGCCGUCAUCGUUUUCGAACUCCGCGCGGGAUUACUUGCCAGAAAUCGAUAUCGAUCUCAAGUCCACAACAAGCGAGGCAUGGUCGCACACUCGGAGCUUGUUUGACACCUUGGCAUGGAGAUAUACGUCUGUGAUUCUGGCCCAACCCUUUGACGUGGCCAAGACUGUGUUGCAGGUCUCACUGCCACCUUCUGCAGCCACUGCGACGCCUCCGAAGAAGCGCAAAGGUCAAAGCACUGGAUAUGGAAGCAGCUCAAGAGGCAGGAGCGGGCGACGAGAGUUCUCCGAGGAUUCUGACGACAGCGACGAUAGCGACGAUAGCGAUCGAACCGAUGACAUCCCAGACUAUUUCUCAGCAACGGCGCCACGAAGUCGAUCACCUCGCAAACGAAAGAAGACUCCGCCGAGCGCCGACCUUUCUCAGUCACCUACGCCCAGGCCCAGGAACAGGCGAGAGCAGGACGGCGAUGAGUACAGGGUCAACAUUAAAAAGCCGGAAAGUGUGAUGCAUGCAGUUUCGGCUUUGUACAAUACGUCUGGAGCAGUUGGUCUUUGGCGCGCGAGCAACACCACAUUCUUAUAUUCGAUCCUUUUGAGGACCACCGACUCUUUCAUCAGAAGUCUAUUGCUUGCCAUAUUAGGCUUGCCCGAACUCUCGGGGCCUGAUCAAGCCGGACUUGCUCCAGGGCUUAGCAUGUCUGGCGCUGCGGGCUUCAGCGGAAUCGACCUCAGCGACAGUCCAAAUGCCAUCGGCUCCCUGAUCGUACUUGGGGUAUCGAGCUGUCUGACUGGAUUGCUCCUUGCUCCACUCGAUCUUGUCAGGACACGGUUAAUAGUCACACCCGUCUCGCACGGCAAGCGAGGACUCGUGUCAAAUCUCAAGCGACUACCCUCAUUCGUCGCGCCAUCUGACAUGUGGUUGCCGACUGCACUCUAUCACGCGAUACCAAACAUUUUCUCGGCUGCCACCCCACUGUAUCUUCGGCGACAAUUGCGCAUAACACCUGAGCUUACGCCUUCAUUAUGGUCUCUUGCUUCUUUUGCUACCACGCUUACCGAGCUAUUUAUCCGCUUACCUCUGGAAACCGUCGCACGAAGAGCUCAGGUAGCAUCGAUCAAGCAAUCCGAGCCAGACGUGCCGCUCAUUGUCGAGCCAGCGCCUUACAGUGGUGUGUGGGGCACUGUCUAUGGUAUCAUGUACGCUGAAGGCGAAACGACUACGAAGAGUGCAAAUGGCAUGCUUCGAACACGAAGAGGUCAAGGAGUGUCAGGCCUCGUCCGCGGCUGGCGUAUCGGCUUCUGGGGUCUCGUUGGCGUAUGGGGUGCUGGAGCAUUGGGU